AUGUCAGAGCUAAGAAACCGAGGCGCUACUCUCUCCGCCAAUACUAUGGAAAAUGAGAAGACGAAGUCCGUGGUCAGAGAACUGGGAUCUGGUAUGGCUGCCAAGUCUUUGAUUGAUGCGUCACCACAACAACAUGGAGUUGUUCUCAAGCUUCAUCUGCCCUUUGUAUACAAUCUCAUUCCUUCAUUUUUGCUGAGUAUCAUUUAUUCCAUUGGUUGUCUUUCGUUUCUCCUACCUUCUUGGAAACAAAGAUACCUCAUCUCCUGUGGAUCCUACCUGUACAAAUUCAAGGAUCAACAAUCGAAAUCCCCCAAAGGCUGUCCGUUUGAUCUUGCAACCAUGUCAGUUGACCUGAUUCCGAAGGAAAAUUCACCACAUGUAGGGGCGUUACCGCCUGGUUUUGACGCUAUUAUCUGUGUUUCGACACUGCGAAGAAAGCAAUACUAUGCAGUUCGGGAUCGGGAAGAAGCAAUGCUAUGGGUUCGCAGUCUUACGGAGGCAAAGCAAGCAGUGAUUACUCGAAAUUUGGGGCACGAUAAGCAGAUGCCGUAUCCUCAGUCAUGGAAACACUUUGAUAGUCUUGCGGCGGGUCUUGUCAAAUCAAAAGAACGAAUCAAGGAAAGGAUGGAGACACAAAAUAUGAGAGAAAUGGAAAUGACCAAUUUCAUGGAUGGUGGUCCGUUACCUAGAGGGUACCAUGGAUAG
Cylindrotheca closterium is the source of this 705-nucleotide messenger RNA. The record is from the annotation of a GenBank genome assembly. Lineage: Eukaryota; Bacillariophyta; Bacillariophyceae; Bacillariales; Bacillariaceae.